Messenger RNA from Erythranthe guttata (spotted monkey flower), 510 nucleotides. The record is from RefSeq and is a predicted model, not a curated record. Lineage: Eukaryota; Viridiplantae; Streptophyta; Magnoliopsida; Lamiales; Phrymaceae.
AUGGAGCCGCCGCCGCCACCACCGCCGCCGUCGUCGCCGGGAGUUUCACCGAUCAAAUUGAAAGAAUGCAUGGAAGAGCUGCUGAAGUUCACUCUCCUCUCAUCCAUACAAGGAAAACUCCAAACCGGCCUCUCCGAUGAAUACUGCGACGGCCUUCUCAGACACGAUCCAUCGAACCUCCUCCCAAUUACCAACGAAACUUGUAAAGGAGUUCCAUCGUAUCCAUUAUAUAAGCGCGUAGCGUCAUCUCUUUACGAGUCUAUACAUUCUGGAACGUUGUUUACAGCAUGUAAAGAACUAAUACCAGCGCACGAACACCAAUGCUUAAAUAAAAACGACGAAGAAUGGAACAAGCUGAUCAUGGAAAAGGGUUCUGCUUUACUGAGUGUACUGAAUGAAGUGGACUUUGAACUUCACGUUCAGGAGCCUUUCUUUUCUCAGCUCGAUGACGGACUCAAAACAGUUGAAGGAAGGUGUGCUAUGGGUAACUACAAGAGGUAUAACACAUAA